CCACCACCACCACCACCACCACCACCAACCAGCGACUCAGCCAUUGAACCACGGUCCCCGCUCCCACGAACCAGCAACUCAAUUCAAUUGCGAGCUCCGUCGCCGCCAACCACACACGAUGUUCGCCGUACGAACCCCCACGCUCCGCCGACUACCCGUGCAGCUGUGCCGCUUCAACAGCACCACCGCAGCACCAGCAGCAGUAGAAGCCCUGGAAACCCCCCCCACGCCCCUCCCCUUCUUUGUGCACCGCAGCAAAACGAACAACCUCCCGGUGUACGAGGAGGCGCGAUCCGGGGGGACGCUGAAGACGACGCGGAUCCGCAAGACGGAGGGGGAUCUGAACGACCUGCGGCUGCGGUUGAUCGAGCAUCUCGAGUUGAAGCCCGAGGGCGUAUACAUCAAUAACCUCACAAAGCAUGUCAUCGUCAAGGGUCAUCUCAAGCAGAAGGUGGAGGCGUUUUUGAAGGGGUUGAAGUUUUGAUUUCUCCGCCAGCGAUAGAGGGGGACGGGGAAGGGGGGGAGCAGGAGGAGCGGGAUGGAUAGCCGGACGGAUGGAC
This is a messenger RNA of Tricharina praecox, 560 nucleotides long. RefSeq names its product putative mitochondrial large ribosomal subunit L49. Gene Ontology annotation, molecular function: structural constituent of ribosome. Gene Ontology annotation, biological process: translation. NCBI's taxonomy places the organism in Eukaryota, Fungi, Ascomycota, Pezizomycetes, Pezizales, Pyronemataceae. Gene Ontology annotation, cellular component: mitochondrial large ribosomal subunit; ribosome. Bases 119 to 484 code for a protein of 121 amino acids. The transcript is spliced from 3 exons. The record is from RefSeq and is a predicted model, not a curated record.